AUGGGUGAAAAAAGUGAUAAAACCGUGGAACUUACUGAUAUUAAUCACCAAAAAAUUGAAACUACUGAAACUGAAGAAAAAAGUUCAAUAACAGAACCGGUGUCUUGUGCUCAAAGAAUUCGCAUGUUAUUUAAUUUUUUUACUGUUGAACCAUUUUUACUGUGCUACGUCUUGCCAAUAGCUAUAUCCGGGCUAGCAGUACAGAAGUUAAAUUUAGAUAAAGCUUGCCAAGCAGACUUAGGUCUCUCCGCAGAAAUUUGUCUUAGAGCUGUAAACGGAGACGUCACUGAGAACGACACCUUGGGUUCAGGCGCGCAAUUAAAUUCAUCUAUAUUAGUAGCAGAUAUGACUGCAUGGCAGCAACCUUUGCAGAGUGUUAUACCUGCUAUUGUUAUAUUAAAUGUAGGAGCAUGGAGUGACAAAACUGGAAACAGAAAAGCAUUGCUAUUAAUACCUGUUAUUGGCGAAAUAAUUUCAUCAAUUGGACUUCUGCUCGCCACAUAUUUUUUUCUUGAAUGGCCUUUGUGGGCAACGGCUUUGAUUGAAGCUUUGCCCUCGGCAUUAACAGGCGGAUAUGCUAUUGCGUUGAUGGGCUCAUACAGUUUGAUAGCAGACAUGACGUCAGUUGACUCACGUACAUUUAGGAUAGGAAUGGUUGGAAUUAUCGUAACGUUGGGAGUCCCAGUUGGCACGUCUAUUAGUGGUGUAUUAACUGAAGCUGUUGGCUAUUACGGAAUAUUCAGCAUCAAUUUGGCGUUGUACAUUAUUGGAUUUCUGUAUACGUUAUUUCGGAUUAAGAAUGUAAGAACAACAAAAGUGGAAGGAACUUUAGCACAUAUUAUCAUCAUGGGUCCGGUUUUUGGUGAAGCAGCAGUACUCUUUUUAUACUUCCUCAAUAGGUAUCACAUGGAUGUAGUGGAUUUCAGUUUUUUUAGCACUUAUUCAAUACUAAUGGGAACUGCAGGGUCCGCGGUUGCUGUUACACUAUUCAGCAAGAAAUUGAAAAUGCAUGACAGUUUUCUCGGCUUAAUAGCGACAGUUUGCAAGACUAUUUCAGGAUAUGCGUAUGCCCUGGUGCCGAAUAGAGAUUGGUUAUACGCAGUACCAGUUUUAGACUUUUUUGGUAAUUCCGGGGCUAUAGCCAUCAGGUCUCUGGGUACUAAGGUUGUGGACCAGGAUAAAGUUGGUAAAAUGUGCUCGCUAAUAGGAUUUGUCGAAACACUUAUACCAGUCAUAUACAUACCCUUAUACAGCAAACUAUUCUCAUAUACUCUGGAAACCCUCCCUGGAGCUGUAUAUCUUCUGGGUGGAACUAUGACCAUACCAGCUUUUAUUAUAUUUUUAGUUCUAUACAGUAUACAUAGAAAACAAAGAAGAGAUGUAGUAAAGAACCCCGGCGAAAAAGAGAUGCACGCUCACGACAAUUAUAUCACUUCACUAUAG
Molecule: messenger RNA, 1443 nt
Organism: Arctia plantaginis
Lineage: Eukaryota; Metazoa; Arthropoda; Insecta; Lepidoptera; Erebidae
Source: the annotation of a GenBank genome assembly